This is a messenger RNA of Cyphellophora attinorum, 1230 nucleotides long. Its product is annotated as 20S rRNA accumulation protein 4. The transcript has a single exon. The record is from RefSeq and is a predicted model, not a curated record. Gene Ontology annotation, cellular component: cytoplasm. Lineage: Eukaryota; Fungi; Ascomycota; Eurotiomycetes; Chaetothyriales; Cyphellophoraceae. Gene Ontology annotation, biological process: maturation of SSU-rRNA. The coding region runs from base 1 to 1230 and encodes 409 amino acids.
AUGGCUCCUAGAGAUGCCGAAUCAUCGUCAGAAGACGACAACGAUGGCUAUACUACGACGAACGUGACUCUAGGAUACGCAUCACACGAGCCAGUCGGCGACGACAUCAGCCACCUGGGAGGUCAUUCGACCUGGAUCGAUGAUGGUCACAAACCGUCUGGAGCGCUUGCGAAGUGUAAAGUCUGCAAUGGCUAUACAUCGCUACUUCUUCAGCUCAAUGCAGACUUGCAACAGCAGUUUCCCAAUGACGAUCGCCGACUUCAUAUUUUCUGCUGUCGCAAGAAGACCUGCUCCAAAAAGAUUGGAAGUGUAAGAGCAUUCCGAGAAGUGCGGAAGCCAGCAGUCAGACAGCGUCAGACAGAGUCAAAGAAUGCCGUUGAAAACGCAGCGGAUGUCAAGUCGAACGUGGACAUUGGUUCUGCGUUAUUUGGUUCUGCUGCUAACAAAGCCUCGCCAAACGCGAACCCGUUUUCUCUAUUUUCGAGCUCAUCUGCUGCAGUGAAUCCCUUCUCGACGUCCUCAACAUCUGCCUCGCUGGCAGCGAUCCCGCCGCAGAGUCCUGUAAAUGACAGUGAGCCACCCAUAGCAACGUUUGCAGACAAGCUGAAGAUAUCGACUGCUUCAUCCACAAGCCCGUCAAGCACCCAGCCUGCGGAGCCUUGGCCGGUACUCUCGUCGCUGCCUCCAGCGUUCCCACACUGUUACCUUGAUGCAGAAGCAGAGGAAUUGGAGCCUGAGGCGACGGCGGCAGAAGGGUCAAAAGCAGCAGCAGCAGUCAACCAAUUUGAUACAGAUGAUUCAAGCGCCGUCGGUGCAGACAAGGACACCUUCGAGUCGACGCUCGAUAAAACAUUCCAAAAAUUCUCGGAUCGCAUAGCCCAGAAUUCGGAACAAGUACUGCGGUAUGAGUUCAAGGGCCAACCUCUUCUCUACUCUGGUCAUGACGACGUGGCCUCUCGCUUUGUUGUGCCACAUGGCAAAGCAGGCGCCGUUAGAGGCAUUCCGAGAUGUCAGAGCUGUGGUGCACAAAGAGCCUUCGAGCUACAGUUGGUGCCAGGACUCAUCUUUGAGCUAGAGAAGGACGAAACCAUGGACCUAGAUGAUGGAAUGGAAUGGGGUACGAUACUGGUUGGCACAUGUACGAAUAAUUGUGGGGAUACUGGCCAAAUCAGCUUCCGGGAAGAGUGGGUGGGAGUGCAAUGGGAGGAGAGGACUGCGAAGACGACUUGA